Messenger RNA from Cebus imitator (Panamanian white-faced capuchin), 1212 nucleotides. It is a transcript of the gene IFNG, whose product is annotated as interferon gamma. The record is from RefSeq and is a predicted model, not a curated record. Gene Ontology annotation, cellular component: extracellular region. The transcript has 4 exons. Gene Ontology annotation, molecular function: type II interferon receptor binding. Bases 129 to 629 code for a protein of 166 amino acids. NCBI's taxonomy places the organism in Eukaryota, Metazoa, Chordata, Mammalia, Primates, Cebidae. Gene Ontology annotation, biological process: immune response.
AGUACAUUUUUCUGAUCAUCUGAAGAUCAGCUAUUAGUAGAGAAAGAUCAGCCAAGACCUUUGGACCUGAUCAACUUGAUACAAGAACUACUGAUUUUAACUUCUUUGGCUUAGCUCUCUCCGAAACAAUGAAAUAUACAAGUUAUAUCUUGGCUUUUCAGCUCUGCAUCGUUUUGGGUUCUCUUGGCUGUUACUGCCAGGACCCAUACGUAAAAGAAGCAGAAAACCUGAAGAAAUAUUUUAAUGCAGGUGAGUCAGAUGUAGCGGAUAAUGGAACUCUUUUCUUAAACAUUUUGAAGACUUGGAGAGAGGAGGGUGACCGAAAAAUAAUGCAGAGCCAGAUUAUCUCCUUUUACUUCAAGCUUUUUAAAAACUUUAAAGACAACCAGAGCAUCCAAAAGAGUAUGGAGACCAUCAAGGAAGACAUGAAUGUCAAGUUUUUCAAUAGCAACAAAAGGAAACAGGAUGACUUUGAAAGGCUGACUAAUUAUUCGGUAACUGACUUCAAUGUCCAGCGCAAAGCAAUACAUGAACUCAUCCAAGUGAUGGCUGAACUGUCACCAGCACCUAAAACAGGGAAGCGAAAAAGGAGUCAGAUGCCGUUUCGAGGUCGAAGAGCAUCCCAAUAAUGGUUGUCCUGCCUGCAAUAUUUGAAUUUUAAAUCUAAAUCUAUUUAUUAAUAUUUAACAUUAUUUAUAUGGGGAAUAUAUUUUUAGACUCAUCAAUCAAAGUAUUUAUAAUAGCAACUUUAGUGUAAUGAAAAUGAAUAUCUAUUAAUAUAUGUAUUAUUUAUAAUUCCUGUAUCCUGUGACUGUUUCACUUAAUCCUUUGUUUUCUGACUAAUUAGGCAAGGCUAUGUGAUUACAGGGCUUUAUCUCAGGGGCCAACUAGGCAGCCAACCUAAGCAAGAUCCUGUGGGUUGUGUGUUUGUUUUACUUGAUGAUAAAAUGAACACUUAUAUGUGAAAUGAUACCAUCCAGUUACUGCCUGUUUGAAAAUAUGCCUGCAUUCUGAGCCACUGCUUUAAUAGCAUGUCAGACAGAACUUGAAUGUGUCAGGUGACCCUGAUGAAAACAUAGCAUCUCAGGAGAUUUCAUGCCUGGUGCUUCCAAAUAUUGUUGACAACUGUGACUGUACCCAAAUGGAAAGUAACUUAUUUGUUAAGAUUAUCAAUAUCUAAUAUAUAUGAAUAAAGUGUUAAGUUCAUAACUA